AUGGGCUACUUCCAAACCGAACGCGACUUAAGCUCGAUGAGCUUUGCCUUCGAUCUCAUUGAUUUUGCAGCACUCGAUUCUGUUCCCAUUCCAAUUCCUCCACCACUCCCAAUUAUAAUUCAUAUAUUCAAGUACUUAAAUCCCUCAGACUUGAAGAUUGUGGCAUUGGUAUGUCGAAGAUUUCUAAGCGCCUGCAUGUACAAAAAGUUAUCGAAAAACUUUAUGCUCAACUUUGUGGAUUCAUACUACAAGGAGUUCAGUGUACAAAUCUCUCAAUUUGUUGACACUUUUAGAAUCUUUCCGGCAAUUUCUGUGAAUACUGGGAAUUUUGAUGUGGCUUCGCAAAGUUUUUGGCUUGACUAUGGAUUGAACAUUGAAGAAAUUUAUUUUCGCAAUGGAAUUUUGAGAAAGCAUGAGUUUGAAGAUAUUAUCAGAUGGACGCCAAACAUUCGUGUUUUGAAAAUUGAAGCGAAUAAUAUUUUCCGCACAUGGGAUGUGAAAGGAACUUACUCAGAACGUCUCCAUAAUUUUGAGAAUUGUUAUCAUAUUUCAUUAGCUAAAAAUAGCUUUUUGAAUCGAAAGAUUUUUGAUUUUGUUGUGUCAAAGGCGCCAAAUCUACGGGAGAUUGAUUUGUCAUUUUGCAUGAAUAAAUUGCAGGCAUCUGAGAGAAAUGCUAUGUUGGAUCAUUUCAUUUUCUAUCUUAAAGGUUACGGUGAAACAGUGAAACUAAUAAAUUUAAGACAAACUGAAAUCGAUGAUUUCUUUCUUCAGGCAUUAUCGGAAGUGAAACGUCUGAAAUUAACAUCCUUGUCGAUUACCUUCAAUGGCGCUACGAACAACAGAAAAUUCGGUAUUAUCCCUCUGAUAAACUCACAAAAUCUCUUGGAAGAAUUGGAUAUCCAAGAUUCAUCAGCAGUUGAGGAAAAUGUUUUGAUGGAACUUUCGAAAGUUUGCAAGAAACUUCGACGACUAAAUUUAAGAAAAUGCGCUCAUAUAACUGAUUAUUGUUUGCGAGAAAUUGUAAAACUUAAUCAUCUUGAAGCAUUGGAUAUAACUUCGUGUGAUUUAGUUACCGAUGAAGGAAUUCACGAUGCCCUACUUUGUGGUACACCCAAAAAACAGCUUCGAGAGCUUCAUUUCGGAAUGUUGUCACAUAUAAGUGAAAGAAUAUUUGCAAGACUUGGAACAAAGCUACACAAUCAGUUGACGAUAUUGGAUUUGGGUGGUUCAACAAACCUUGCUGACGAUGCCCUUCAAACAAUCUUUUGUCAUUUCCCUAUGAUUCGUUUUUUGAGUUUGGACAGUUGUUGUAAAAUUACAGAUUAUGGAAUAACCGGAAAGUUUCAAACUCAAAAUUACUUUUCCAUCAAACUUCUACAAGGGCUAAGGGUUUUGAGAUUACAGAAUUGUUACAAGAUAACAGAUUUUGCUUUGGUUGACAGUUUUGAGUUUAAAGAACUAAAAGAAGUUUAUUUCGCAAGGACACAUUUCCAACGAGAAGGAAUUGAGGCGAUGGUGAAAAAUUGUCCAGCUAUUGAAAUUCUUGAUUUAAGCGAAGUUGCCAAUAUUGAUGACGAUGUCGUUGAAAUAAUAACAAAAAACCUUCAGAGAUUGCAAAUAUUGAAAUUAAACGGAAAUGACAAAAUUACUGCAACGUCAUUUGAUCACAUUUACAAACAUUGCAAGGAUAUCAAAAAUCUUUAUCUGAGAAAUUGUCCUAAUCUCAAUACUGAAAGAUUAACAGAUCAACUUCAUCUUAUGAGGUCAUUAAGAAAAGUAUAUUUAGAAUAG
This is a messenger RNA of Clunio marinus, 1791 nucleotides long. The record is from the annotation of a GenBank genome assembly. Lineage: Eukaryota; Metazoa; Arthropoda; Insecta; Diptera; Chironomidae.